CAGGAUAUUUCUGAGCCAAGUAUUAAAGACAUGGGGCACACGGAGAACUGUGAGAUCAUGGAGACUUCUGAUCCAUGUCAUGAAGAAAAGAGUGCAUGUGACUACACUGGUAAAUGUGUGGUACCUGAUAAUGAAGGUUUGAGAGAUACAUAUGAAGGUCAGUUACUUGAGGAUAUUGGUGAAUGUGCAUCUAGUCAGAUUUCUGAAUCAGUAAUGUCAGAGCUCCCCAAGGACCAAACUAAAACUCACAAGUCUGUGUCUGUUGCCCACAGUGUGAUGAGGUCACAUGGGGAAAUUGAGGGCCAAGUUCAUGGUGCUAACAAAUUACCAGACAGUGGUGAAUGUGCUUCUAAUCAGAUUUCUCAAUCAGUAUUGUCAGAGCUCACCAAGGACCACACUGAUACUCACAAGUCUGUGUGUGUUCCCCACAGUGUGGGGACAUCACACGGGGCUAUUAGGGACCAAGUUCAUGGUGCUAUCAAAUUACCAGACAGUGGUGAAUGUGCAUCUAAUCAGAUUUCUCAAUCAGUAAUGUCAGAGCUCACCAAGGACCACACUGAUACUCACAAGUCUGUGUCUGUUGCCCACAGUGUGGGAAUAUCACACAGGGCUAUUAGGGACCAAGUACAUGGUGCUAUCAAAUUACCGGAUGAUGAGAUCAAGACUGAAAUAAUUCUAGUGGAAACAGCAUCAGAUGGGUUAAGACUGAAGCAAUGACAGAUGAGGAAUUCGCCAGGCAGCUUCAGGAACAGUUUGACAAGGAAAGUGGGAGAAAAUGUGUCCCAGUCGUGGAGGCAAUGUCACUGAGACACAAAAGAAUAUGUGACACAAAGGAUUUUAGUUCGCCUUUAGAUUGCAAGAUACCUAAAACUGCUUCUAGCAGUUGCUCAAGUUGGGUUAAAGAGGCAUUGGCAGACAGAGAGCAAGUAGAGUGCAGCCAAACAUCAAGUGCUUACAUUGGACAAUCCAGCUCAAAUUUUAGUGCUUCAAAAUGUGAUACCCACAGAUUAAAUACUAGUGCUGAGAGUUCAAAUUCCAUGUCUGAUCCCAGUACUCGUAUGUCAAAUCUUUAUUCUCGUGAUGUUUGUGCAUCACAAAGCAAUGUCAUUAAAGUAAAAACUUCAAGAAAAGCCCUGUUUGAGCAUUAUCAACCUUCAGAUGGAGCUACAGAAGGACAUGACUCCAACACUUUUGACUAUGAUGCUGAGCUGGCCAGGAUCCUCCAGGAGGAGGAGCUUCAGAGAAACAUGGCUGAUGGUGGAGGAGGAUCAGCUAGUUUGAUUGCAGACGCAGAAUAUGCCAGGACUCUCCAGCUUGAAGAGCAGAAGGCUGUGUCACAGUCUGGUGUACAGGAUCCAUUUCAGACGAAGCAGACAAAUGUGAAUUCAUUAAAUCCAGUCCCUGAACACAUGUGUAGGUCUGUGUUUGGUGCUGGAUCCAGUUCUAGGAGAAGUGAGACAGAUGAGAAGUUUGACUGUCUGCCAAGGAAACCUAUUGGAAGAAAUACGACUGAAAAGUCUAUUGCUAAUCAGUUGGCGUUGUACAGAAAGAUUCAGAGUCACAAGUACUGUGGUGGUGAAGAAACAGGCUCAAACAAGUCGUCCAGAUCAUCCCCUGAAGUGACACCAUACAUCUACAGCAGAUCACCCACAGCAGCAGUUGUACGUCAUCCACACAAGGAAACUAGAAGGGUGCCGUCUGCCACGGUGACAUCACCAUGGCAACAGCCAUCUGCCACAUCACCAUGGCAACAGCCUACAGGAACAUCAGCUACUGCCAGAACACCACCCAAAGCUUGUGUAACUCCAGUGCAAAGAGUUUCAGUCACAAAUCAAUCCUCAUCAACGUUCAAGAGUCUUGAUGACAAGGCAACUGACAGAAAAACAGCAUCAGGCAUUCUUCAUGAACUGAAGACCAAAGAAGAUGAUGAUGUCAUUGACAUUACAGGGGUCUGCUGAUGAGGAGAAGAAGACGAUGGAUAAGUCGUCUGUGUCACCGGUAGUGAAAAGUGUCCGAUGUGGAAACUGUAAGGAGCUUGGACAUCCGAGGACCCACA
Molecule: messenger RNA, 2056 nt
Organism: Haliotis rubra (blacklip abalone)
Lineage: Eukaryota; Metazoa; Mollusca; Gastropoda; Lepetellida; Haliotidae
Exons: 4
Coding region: 714-1958 (414 amino acids)
Source: RefSeq, a predicted model, not a curated record